Messenger RNA from Toxoplasma gondii ME49, 3134 nucleotides. RefSeq lists its product as hypothetical. The coding region runs from base 349 to 1722 and encodes 457 amino acids. The transcript is spliced from 4 exons. Gene Ontology annotation, molecular function: proteasome binding; endopeptidase inhibitor activity. Lineage: Eukaryota; Apicomplexa; Conoidasida; Eucoccidiorida; Sarcocystidae. Gene Ontology annotation, biological process: proteasome-mediated ubiquitin-dependent protein catabolic process. The record is from RefSeq and is a predicted model, not a curated record.
UUGACGCUUCUCUGUGCUUUGACAGCGUGCAUGUCCAGUCGGCACUGGUCGAUACACAGCUGGUUUCUCGACCCUGCAAUUCCGAGUUUCGCCGCCUUCUUGACAUGCUAGACACAAUGUUGAUGGAGAAGAAGGCGACUUUUUCUCGAAACUUGAGCUCGAAGGAUCUCCGCAAUGUUUUAUCUUCCAUCGCUGCACUCGCUUUCAACUGGACUCCACCGCUGUUCUCCGAGUCACACGAAAGUCCACCUUUUCUCGAGUUGAGCCGGCUUUUCGCAUUCCGGCAGCGCUCGUCGAUGCAGCGGCGAAAAAGCCGUUGAGAGUUCGUGGUUUUGGUUUGAGGAUGUCAUGGCCGUUAGCACCUCGAGUCACUUUUCACUUCACGUCAAGUUCUUUGUCGCGUUUCUCCUGUUUCUGUGCACACGCAGCUUCCGUGCUAGCUUUUUCGAGCAAGGCGUCUCGGUGGUUUGCGCUGAGAUGAAUGGUCCGGAUCACCAGCCGGUUUCGCCAGUCUCGCAGAGUGACCUUUCCCGGGUAGACAGCGAAACGAACACUUUCCAGUCUUUGCUGCUGCUGAAGUCUACUCCUUUCCGAGACGCUGCAGAGGCGCUGACCCUCGCCGUCCACUCUGCGUUCCUUGAUCGCGGUUUCCUUCCGGUGAAGAGCGCCGCCCGCGCCGAGCAGAGCUGCAGGUCUUCCCAAAAACGCUGUUCUGAACUUAGCACGCCGUCGGGAGAGUUUGUCCGUCUGCCGGACGGCCGCGUCGCCCGCGUCGUUUAUGACCCGGCAGACUUUCCUCCGGAAGAAACGAACCGCUCUUUCUUCACAGUCACUAUCCUGUACGCCCGCCCGCACACGACGCUGGAAACGCAGACAGGGAAGAAGCCGGACGCUCUUGUGCAGGUGAAGUGCACCGUCGUUGGCCACAGUCUGGAAGUAACCGUUUCUGACGGAACUCAAGAGGGAGUCCUGACGGCAGAGUUUCCUCUUGAGGCUGCGGAGCCGAUUCUGGAGCUCGACUCGCGACGAACGGAACGAAAGGUCGUGCUCUCUGCCGACACUGGCGAAGGCUCAGACGCUCCAGAAGAAGAAACAGCGGCGCUUCGCUCAACGAUCAAAAGUCUCCACGCCUCCAUCGAAGAGGGAUUGGUCGCAGCUGUUGUGCGCGCCUACAUGAGGUCUGGAAAGAUGGAUCCCUCGGAUUGUCCGUCUCACGCACAAGCGGGUUCAUCUGCACCCCCGCUUUCGCCUACCGGGCCUGAACCUCUCUCCUGCGGCACCGACUCUGUCCGCUCGCCUCUGCCUCCGCAAGGCCCUCGUGUCGGGGGUCAGGACUUGCGGCCUCCAGGCAUUCCGGACUUGACGCGACGACCAGAGGAAGACGCCUUCGUAGGUCCCGACCGAGGCGAAGGGGGAACGCAUGUCGGGCCGCGCCACCCGUUCUUCAGCGGAGGCAACAGACAAGGCUCUCACCCCUACCCCACACCCCCACUGCCUCCAGGAUUCGUCCCCGGGACAAGCUACGACCCCAUCGGGCCUUUCGGCGUGGAGCCCAAUCCCGAUCACGAGCGUCCGCAGCGGUGGGACAAUCGCGGCGACGUCCUCCCGUCUCCGGGGGGCGCGGGAUUCUUGGGCGGCCCAGUUAAUUUCGGAGGAGGCAGGUGGGGAGGAGGCGGCGGCGGCGGCUUCGGAGGCGGCGGCUUUGGAGGGGGGAUAAUCUGAGUUAAGGACUUAAUUUGAGUUAAGGACUUUCUGUUCCACUGGGAAAGGUGCCUUUAGACGCGUACGGAGAGAGGGUGCUACGCACUCUCACACGCCACAGAGAGAGGAGAGCAGGACGCCUGAAGAGAACAAGGAGGGACGGGGGGUGCAGUUUCGCUAGAGUGACUGUGCAUGUACAUUUUGUGGGUCUCAAAGGUGAAAGGAAACUUCAUAAGGCGGCGCCUGUCAGCAGCUGAGACAAAAGGAGAUGUGGACGAGGCCGCGAUACUGUUUUGGGGGACGCGGAACACGGACGGUGAAGGGAGCGCAUUCGCGUCUGAAAGUCUUUAGAAGCGUUUCGGAAUGACCGGAGAGACCCGCAGUGAAGACACCCGCACAUACAGAACAGCUCGGCUGGUUCUUUGAGCGAAACGAGACAACCGAUGCUGGGUUCAAGGUUUUUCUCUGUUUGACGAGAAAUGGAAACGGAAAUGUUUAGGCAAAAGGCUACACUAUGGUGAUACGUGGGAACAAACGCAGAAGAAAUGUGUUUCUGUGUGUGUAUCGCGGGUGGUGGCGGGUCGGACCCCGUGCCUGUGUGUAGCUGUAGAUGGUUGAGAAAAGACAGGUUUCUGUGAAAUUUCAUCGAAGGAAAUGGAGGGUUUCAAUCUCUUAUCUCGUGAUCAUGACUGUAGCAUCUCUCGUGGGCAAAAGACGGUGUCUCGUCUUGCUCUGCUCUGCGAAUGUCGACGUUGUUAGGCCCCUGCAUCACACGUCGCUCCCGCGUUUUGCUGCAGUAAAGUAUGCUGUGCUUGCAUCUACAAUUUUUUACAGAAAUAUGAGCACAUGUUUCGACUCGAGCUCCAGCAGAAACGGUGAAUUCGGUAAAGUGGCAAAGAUGGCAAGUUGAAAAAACACUGGCCUCAGACGGAAGCACGGCUCAGGGACCGGGACACCAGCCAGGGAAAAUGCGAAUCGCCUUCUCGUCAGUUUGUUAGAUUGGAGAUGCACAUGCGGAUGUACAUCUGUGGGGACUCCUCCUCGAAGAAUUUCUGAUAUGUUAGAAGCUCCUGCAAGAUAAAACAUGAACAGACAGACGAAAACAUGAAGCGGAAUCGUACACCUCUGACUGCUGCAUUCUGCGUGCCGUGAACUCACACAGAAUAAGACAUCGGGGAGACAUGAUAGGGGGUUCGACUGUCGGAUUUCACAGAACGGACGGAUACAACCGGAUCUUCCCUCUUGUUUUUAAGCUCUAGAAUAUCGGAGGUGAAACGGCUUCAUACCAGGGUCCUAUCCUUUCAGAUGUUGAAUGUGCGUGUGUGUUGCUGCAUGCCACAAAGUUGUUGGGUUGACAGUUCUGUAUUCGUAAAACACAUGAUCUCUGCACGCCGUACUAGCAUCUUGCUUUCCGUAAACAGACCCAAGCGCUC